CUGCCUCCUGACCCAGCUGGGGGGCUCCUGCUUUUUCGCCUUUCCUCUCCGGGCCCAUCAGCCCUCAUUAAGCGAAGCAGCUGUCCAGCCGGCUGGAGCCUGGUCUACAGCCAAGCAGCCUUGCCCCGGAGAUACAGAAGGAAAGAGAAAAAGUGGAGAGAAACCCGAGAGGAAGAUGCUGGAAUUCGGCUCAGUCUGUCCCUCACUGCUGACGCUGAGCAGAAGGCGCCUUUGAUGGGGGAGCUAAGAGCACCCCAGGAAAGGAGGGGCCUGGGAUUAGUGGGAGAGAACAUUCCUGAAGUAAAGGCACAACUUCAAACCAGCUUCAUCUGGAUGCCGCCUCGGAGGCCCAGGGGCUGGCUGUACCACCCACCGUGGAUUUGCAUAGAGGCAGCAAGUCUGGAUUCCUAUGUUUACUGA
Messenger RNA from Rangifer tarandus platyrhynchus (Svalbard reindeer), 420 nucleotides. The record is from the annotation of a GenBank genome assembly. Lineage: Eukaryota; Metazoa; Chordata; Mammalia; Artiodactyla; Cervidae.